This is a messenger RNA of Etheostoma spectabile (orangethroat darter), 1749 nucleotides long. Its product is annotated as glucose-6-phosphate exchanger SLC37A4. Bases 525 to 1736 code for a protein of 403 amino acids. Gene Ontology annotation, biological process: phosphate ion transmembrane transport; glucose-6-phosphate transport. The record is from RefSeq and is a predicted model, not a curated record. Gene Ontology annotation, cellular component: endoplasmic reticulum membrane. Gene Ontology annotation, molecular function: glucose 6-phosphate:phosphate antiporter activity. The transcript is spliced from 10 exons. Lineage: Eukaryota; Metazoa; Chordata; Actinopteri; Perciformes; Percidae.
ACGCUGGAUCACACGGUGUCGAACAUCGACUUGUCUUGCUUUUAUGUCAGCUUUUGGUCAAAUGUAGGCCCGAAGGACACUCAGGAUAGCUGCACGAUCGGUGUAAGGUUUCCCCUCUCUCAUCACUUCUGCAAGCAGCAGCCUCACAGAUAGAACAUUUGAGCGUCCAGCCUGCAAGAAGAGUGCUAUCCAGAGUGUUUCACCUCUUUGAAUAGAUUGAAUCAGUGCUGCCCAGCCAAUGCAACGUCUUAUUCCAUAUCUCUAAUGUUCCAGUGCAAACAAGUUCUUGAUAUCGUUGACUUUUUACCAAGAGCAGUCCAACAACAGCUGCUGAUUACAGCCGGCGCGGCUCUCAGCUUGGCUGGCUAUAAUCCAGAUGCCAGAGGACCCAAAUACAAGACUCCACUGAAGAAAAGACUCUGAGGAAAUAGUUUUUUUUCCCUUGUCAUUCUUGUUUUUGUUCACUCGGGUGCAGUCAUGGGGCCACAGGCUACGGUUACUACCGUGUAACCAUCUUCUUCUGCAUGUUCAUGGGCUACGCGCUGUACUUCUUCAACAGGAAGACCUUCUCCUUCGUGAUGCCAUCAGUGAUGGAGGAGAUCCAACUGGACAAAGAUGACUUGGGUCUGAUCACCAGCAGCCAGACCAUGGCCUAUGCCAUCAGUAAGUUCAUCAGCGGCGUACUGUCGGAUCAGAUCAGCGCCCGCUGGCUUUUCUCCAUCGGACUCUUGUUGGUGGGAAGCAUCAAUGUCGCCUUCUCCUGGUCCUCCACUGUCCCCAUGUUCUCGCUGCUCUGGUUCAUCAACGGCCUGGGACAAGGCUGUGGCUGGCCCCCGUGUGGCAAAGUGCUGCGCAAGUGGUUUGAGCCCUCCCAGUUUGGAACAUGGUGGUCUGUGCUGUCCUGCAGUAUGAACCUGGCUGGAAGUCUGGGUCCGGUCCUGGUCACGGUGCUCCUGCAGUACUACGACUGGAGGACUAUCCUGACCAUGUCCGGCAUUUUCUGUGCUGCCUUCUCCUUUGUCUGUGUGGUGUUUGUAAAGAACGAGCCAAAGGAUGUGGGCCUGCCCAGCAUCGAGGCCGCAGUCAAGAAGGGCACCAAGGGAGGGACCAGUGAGAGCACCCUGAGGGAGUUCCUCCUCUCUCCGUUCCUGUGGGUGCUGUCUCUGGGCUACCUGGUGGUGUUCGGUGUGAAGACGGCGGCCACCGACUGGGGACAGCUGUUCCUCAUGCAGGAGAAAGGCCAGACUGUUCUCAUGGGCAGCACCUACAUGAGUGCCUUGGAGGUGGGGGGUUUCGUGGGCAGCCUGGCAGCAGGCUUACUCUCUGACAGAGCUGUAGCUCGGCAAGGCCUGGGCACCCACGGCAACCCUCGCCACGGCCUGCUCAUUCUCAUGAUGGCCGGGAUGUACGUGUCCAUGUACCUCUUCAGAGUCACCAUCACGCCUGAAGUCCCACAGGAGGCUCCUCUUUGGGUCCAAGUCAUUCACCCCAUCUCUGUCGUCAUUGGUGUAUCAGAAAAAGAGAUCUGGAUCCUGUUCCUCGGUGCUAUGUUUGGAUUCUCUUCUUACGGACCUAUUGCCUUGUUUGGGGUGAUAGCCAGUGAAAGUGCUCCUUCAAACUUUUGUGGAACCUCUCAUGCUGUUGUAGCUCUGAUGGCAAAUGUGGGGGCUUUUAUGGCGGGGCUUCCCUUCAGUACGAUUGCCAAACACACAGCUGGGACAUGGCUUUCUGGGUAGCCGAGGUGAUAAU